Molecule: messenger RNA, 2344 nt
Organism: Sycon ciliatum
Lineage: Eukaryota; Metazoa; Porifera; Calcarea; Leucosolenida; Sycettidae
Product: tyrosine aminotransferase-like
Exons: 12
Coding region: 178-1458 (426 amino acids)
Biological process (GO): biosynthetic process; L-phenylalanine catabolic process; L-tyrosine catabolic process
Molecular function (GO): pyridoxal phosphate binding; L-tyrosine:2-oxoglutarate transaminase activity
Source: RefSeq, a predicted model, not a curated record
AAGUGACUUCACUGACUUGAACCACUUGACUUCUUUGUGAAAGAUUUUCAGACGUAGCGUUUUGGCCAACCACCUGGACGAUCCUACGAGGCUAUCCAGCUAUCCUUGAUGUGUUGGAGCGACCAAAGAUCUUGUUUUUUGGUCGAAGGUUAGGCCGUAGUGUAUUUAACUGUAGCCAUGGCGGAAAAAUCUUGCAACGGGUUGACUUCAGCCGAUGGUGGCGCUUGGGUUGUUGACAUUUCCACCGAGGCCAAACUAACCAUCAAUCCCAUUAGAGCUAUCGUGGACGCGCUGAAAGUCGAGCCGAAUCCCGACAAAGAAGUCAUUCGUCUCUCCAUUGGUGACCCAACUGCAUAUGGCAAUCUACCGCCGUCCAAGCUUGUAUCCAGUGCUGUCGCGGAAGAAGUUGAGAAUGGCCAAAGCAAUGGCUACUGCUUGUCUUUCGGCUCUAAAGCAGCUUGCUCUGCAGUAGCUGAGUACUACUCCACUCCUGAAGCUCCUCUGACCUGUUCAGAUGUUGUGCUGGCGUCAGGGUGUUCCGGUGCUCUGAGCAUGGCUAUCAAUGUGCUCACAAACCCCGGCGAUAACAUUCUAAUCCCGUGCCCGGGCUUCUCACUCUAUCGCUGCCUUGCCAGUGCGCGGCAGGUUGAGGCACGCUCGUAUCGACUCAUUCCGGAGAAGAGCUGGGAAAUUGAUCUUGACAACAUGGAAAGCCUCAUUGACGAGAACACGAAGGCUAUUGUCGUCAACAACCCGUCCAAUCCAUGUGGUUCGGUGUAUACACUGCAACAUCUGAAGGACAUUGCUGCAGUUGCGUACAGGAGACGUGUGCCUAUCAUCUCUGAUGAAGUUUACGCUGGCAUGGCUUUCCAUGGUACUAAGUUUCAUUCAAUGGCCCAGGUUGCGCCCAACCAACCCAUCCUCACCUGUGGUGGGCUAGCUAAGAAAUACUUGGUUCCUGGAUGGCGUCUUGGCUGGGUAUUUGUCCACGACCAGCACCAUGUUCUAGAUCUGGUGCGGGAAGGCCUGAGGAAACUCAGCACCCAGAUUCUGGGCCCGUGCUCACUAAUCCAGGCCGCACUUCCUGCUAUCAUCCGUGAAACACCACAAGAGUUCUUUGACAACACCAUUCGUCACUGUGAGGAGGCUGCGGGGAUUGCAUUCGGUCUUCUCUCUGAAGUUCCCUCUCUCACGCCCGUCAUGCCCAGUGGAGCUAUGUAUAUGAUGAUUGGAAUCAAGACCGACAUGUUGGUUGAUAUUGACAAUGACAUACAGUUCACAGAGAAGCUGAUGGCGGAGGAGUCUGUCUUUUGUCUGCCUGCUCAGUGCUUCCAGUACCCUGACUUCUUCCGCAUUGUCCUCUGUGUCCCUAUGCCGAUGAUGAGUGUGGCGUGCAGUCGCAUUAGUGAGUUCUGUCAUCGUCACCAGCGACAAACAAUCACCAAUGGCACUCACUGAAGUAGAACGUCAUCCUUGCAUCCUCCCUCUUGCCGUCUUGGCUGGGUCAGUGAAGACUAAGUCUUACUGGUAGGAUGCCAGCACAGUCAUGAGUCAUGUUUCUAUGUCAGGCUGCUGGCCAUGCUUGCAGCUUGUCUGGGCUUGAGGGCUUGUGGGCGUGCAUGCUGUGUCUAUGGGGCAGCAGUGGAGUGGAUUGAUUACCUUGCAAAUUGCGUAGUGUUGUGAUGAUGCAUUUACUACUGUAUACUGUAUUGUUGACUAACAGCAGCUAUGCUUGGGUGGGAUGCUCCUUGCUGCAUGUAUCAAUGUGUUACAGACUAACAGCAGCUAUGCUUGGGUGCCUUUAUGUCUCGGUAUAUUCCACUUGGUUAACUCUGUACCUUUUAGGUAUGCGUGCUGUGCUCUUGGCCAUCACAACUGCUGGUCUAGUUCUUAUAGUACUAUCGCCAAAAUCUAUUGAGCGCGAUGCGAUGUUGACACCGCCUAGCCUAGAGAACACCAUGCCUAUUUCAGUAGCUGUCUUGCUCUUAGCAGUCUUCUGUCCCUUCUGGCCUACUGCAUGUUCAUCCUGUUGCUGCUAGUACUUCAGCUCAUUUCCUUGAGAAAUUAUUAGGUGUUUGAUUGCCUGUUCUAUUGGCCAUGUCUUGUCCACCUGUUGCUGGAACAACAGUAGAGCGUGAGUGUGUUUGUGUGCGUGUGUGAGUGUGUGCUUAUAUUUUAACAACGAUCUGAUAUUUUCUUGUAGAAUUCUUGCUGAAUUAGAUUGGACGCUUUCGGCUUUCUUUUUGAAGAUUAUUAUUCUAUUUCUGUAGACAGCCUUGUAUCUCUAUUAAAACUACAUGUGCCCACCCUAAGGAAGGUGCAUACAACCAGUAACUGAAAUUCA